UCGGCUCGGGGUUUCCAGUUUCCACUCUCGCCGGCCGUUGGAGCGGCCUACAAGGCCGGGGCGGGCGCUUGCAUUGGCGCGCCGGUCGUAGCGGCGGCGGCGCUCGGCGUCGAGCGGGCGGUUACGAGGCGGACGAGAUGUUCUACUCCAAGGUCCUGCUGACCAAGAAGGGCGCGCUCGGGACGGUGUGGGUGGCGGCUGUCUGCGGCGAGGCGGCGCUGAGCCGGGAGCAGGUUGCGCGCACGGACAUCGUUGCCUCCGUCGAUAAGAUUUUGUCCGAUGUCGAAACCCCACACAGAAUACUGGCACUGCUUCUGCUUGGAAUUGUUAGGAUAUACUCCAAGAAAGUGGAAUACAUCUACCAUGGUUGCAAUCAACUUUUUCGCUCAUUUCAACCAAGACAUUGCGCUGAACCAAGUAUGCCAACUGGAAGAUCAAUGCAUGGAGUUCUGAAGCAAGUGAAGAAAGCUGUUCGUGCAGGAAGAUCAGUGGUAGCCCAACAAGAUACCAGCAAAGUCAAGAAAGCUGUUCAUGCUGCGAUAACAACUGAAAUUUCUGGUCCGAUAUCAAGUGAAGGCCUCUCUUUUAGGCUAGAGACAGAAGUUAUUGUACAAUCAUCUGUGGUAAUCCGAGAAACACUUGUGCCAACUGAUCUGUCAAACUUCACGAUACCAAAAAGAUUUGAGCUUGACUCUUUCGAUUUGGAGAUUGCUGAAGAUACAGAUAAUGACAGUGAGGACCACCAUCAGUUGGCACAUCAAGAUAUUCUAUUGGAAGAUGAGCGCCAUCAUGCCGCCUAUUCAUAUGAGUCUUAUCAGAGGGCCACAAGUUCAUAUGGUGUAGAUUCUACUUGUUUUAUGCCGGAAUACAUCGCUCUCCCACCUGAAGUGAUUGGUGCCAUUAGUGAAGUAAAUAAUAUUCUAGACUUGAGUACCAAAGGGGAUAUACCUGAAAGAGAAGAUCAGAAUGCAGAUUCUGCUUGGUUCACACCAGUGAAGGAUAUUCUUCCGCCUGAGAUGCUGGAUAUUGUGGCUGAAGUAAAUGAUCCUUCAAAUAAAGGCAAAAUGGGUGAUAAAUCUAUAAGAGAAGUGGACAUGGAUGAGGACAUGGGUUCUGCUUGUUCUAUCCCACUGCCAGAGAAUCGAGAAGGCCAACAAUCUGAUAAUGUUCUGCAGAAUAUGACCUGUGCAGGUCUGAGUGCAAAUUACCCCUCAAUUGAAGAAUCAGAAAAUGGGUCACUGCAGGGAAAAUCAAACACUGGACCACCUGUAGGAGGAUUUCCAGAACAUGACAUUGAAGAACAUGAGUCACUGGAACCUCCUGCCGUAGGUUGUAAAAUCAAUGACCUAUCACCUUCCACUCCAGAGCCCUUGCUUGAGGGUGUCCCAGGGCCACCCUCUUCUCCUAGAUUUAGGGUUAGGACACCAGCUAAAAUUGAGAUGUGCCAGAUUACUAGAAAGAGAAGAAGGGGAUUGUACAAUAAAGAUUAUCUGCCAACAGACAGAGAAAACAAGCGGCGGGUUAGGAGAAGAUUAAUGUGGUCAUUGUAUGAUGAGGAUAUCGUACUAUCUAAUGAGAUGUUGAAAAAAGCAAUAGAGGAUACAAAGGAUCUAGUGCACCAAAGAAGGAAGGCACCUCACACUUAUCUUGAAAUUUGGAAGGUGGAAAAAAUUGGUUGUCUGCUAGAUACUUUCAUGGAUCCACUGAUUCCAUAUCAAACUUCAGUCCACCUUGCUCACAUUACUGCACCAGAGGCACCUGAAAGUUCACGCGGGGAAUCAGUUAAAGCAAGAAAGUGUCUUUCUUACAAACGUUCUGAAUCUAGCCAUUCUUGCAAGGAUGCUGGAAAUACAGAACGAGAAAGCAUUCUAGAUGAACCAAGAAAGAGAGAAUUGGAUGAGCCAACAGAUUUUGAGUCUCCUGCUGGCUGUUACACGGAAAAGAGACAUCUUCAAGAUGAUGUUUGUGAAUGUCACGAUGCCAUGACCAAAGAGAAUGACACUCAAGUCAAAGGAGAUGAACCUAGUUCAGUAGUACCAUCGAAAAAGGGACCGCAUGAAUCAGAAAACCAUAUUCCAUUGCACAAUGAAGCACUUUAUGCAGCUCUAGACAAUAUAGAUGAGGAUAUUCCUAUGGAUGAAGAACAUACCAGAGGUGAAGGUUUUCUGAGUUCAACAAGAACUAGGAAAAUAGCAAGGUGCUUCCAUGAGCUAUUCCUCCAUCAGAACAGGAAGCAAGGGACUAAAUCUGUAAGUCUCAAUCAAGCCCUUGAAGGGAAAAAGAGGAAAACUUCAGCAAGGUUCUUCUACGAAACUCUGAUUCUGAAGAGCCAUGGGCUCAUAGAAGUCAAUCAAGAACAGCCUUACGAGGAUAUCAUGCUCUCCCCGACUCCGCAACUUGAAGCAGAGGUUGGGAGGAGUGGGAACUAAUUGCCGAAUUAACCUAGCAUUCUCCUCUGUUAAGGGUAGUUUAGCCAGCAGUUUUUUAUCGCCUGUAGCAUUUUUAGAUGGUCGAUGUAUAUAUGAGCUGCGCAUGUACGAGUAGUUAGCUGGUUAGGAACAUAGGAUGUGUUCAAGUUUAUGGUUUAGUUCUAACUUAAUACAGUAGUAGAUGUAAUUACAGUUUUUUCUCAGGUGCUGAAUGUUGAUGGCAUUUGCCAUUAUGGUUUCAGACUUUCGAGUUUC
Molecule: messenger RNA, 2684 nt
Organism: Phragmites australis (common reed)
Lineage: Eukaryota; Viridiplantae; Streptophyta; Magnoliopsida; Poales; Poaceae
Product: sister chromatid cohesion 1 protein 2-like
Exons: 15
Coding region: 138-2429 (763 amino acids)
Biological process (GO): synaptonemal complex assembly; mitotic sister chromatid cohesion; replication-born double-strand break repair via sister chromatid exchange
Cellular component (GO): synaptonemal complex; cohesin complex
Molecular function (GO): protein binding; chromatin binding
Source: RefSeq, a predicted model, not a curated record